Messenger RNA from Ilex paraguariensis (yerba mate), 747 nucleotides. The record is from the annotation of a GenBank genome assembly. Lineage: Eukaryota; Viridiplantae; Streptophyta; Magnoliopsida; Aquifoliales; Aquifoliaceae.
CUCUCUCUCUCUCUUUGUUUUCUGGUUGCAGCUGCUCAAUUUAACUACCCCAACUCCCUCAGGCCCACAGUACCAGAUUCCAAACCCAUUGAGUUCAUCUUCUCCCUUAUUGUAUAGUUCUUUCUCCACUAUAUAAAUAUCAACUUAUGUGGUCUUCUCCAAAACUGGCCAACAAACCUAACUUCAUUCUUUUCCAAUCUACUUCAUGCUCUAUAGAUGGAUAACUCCAUGAUAUCCAAGAAUAGUGCUCUCUUUUCUGAGGGAAGAUCAGUAGAUUCUACUGAGGAGAGUGGUUGGACUUUUUAUUUGGAGGACUUCUUAUGUGACAAUCAUGGACACAGUCCUUUGUCCUCUGGGAAUGAAAGCCCUUCUCUAGUUUCAGAUGCUGGUAACUCUUCAGUGGCAAAGAAGUUGGCUGAUAAUGAUCAGGCUGUGGGGUUUUCUUUGGAUAAAAGUUGUAAGAAUUUGAGCUUUAAGAAGAGGAAAACGAGAAGAGCAGCAGUUGAUGAUGCUUUGGAGGAUACUGCUAGUUCUCCUGUAAAUAGUCCAAAGGUUUCUUAUUUGGUUCAAUCAGACAUGAACAAAAAGGAAAAUAAGGACAUUUUGCAGGAGAAAGGUAAUAAUUGUGGGCAGACAGAAGAGAGCAUUCAGUCUGAUAAUAUUGGAACUGAUAGUGACCAUACAGAACUGAAGAAAAGGGGGCUUUGCUUAGUACCUUUGUCAAUGCUAGCAAAUUAUUUUGGUUAA